AUUGGAGACGACGACGACCAUGGCUGACCAGCAGCACCAAGAUGGUCAACAACAACAACAACAGCAACAACAACAACAAGCACCAGCGCAACAGCAGCAGCAGCAGCAGCAGCAUCCAGACUUGAACUUUUCAAUUCAAGACAUUCUAGGUGACCAUGGCGCAAACAAUGCAUCUUUUCCGAUCGUACAGCACAAUCCAACAGGCAAUGGAGGCGGCAGUGAAGACGGAUCGCAAUACGCGCACUUGCCUGCUGAACUCCAACACAUAUUUAGCAAUAAUGGCAUUGACGAUUUGUCAGCUGCUGAUCCUGCAGUGCAACAACAUGUGCAAGAAAUAUUAUGGAAUAGUAAUAUGAAUAAAGAUCAACAACAACAGCAAAAGCCAUUGAAUGUUGUUUCGCCUUCGUCGUCGUCACAACAAUCAACAACAACAACAACAACAAUAGCCACGCCAACAACGAGUAUGAACGCAAUACCUACUCCUUCACAAGCACACAUUCAAGCUGCUACUCAAUGGCUAAUGCCUACAUCGGCACCAAUGUCCGUACCGCCUCCACAACAACAACAACACCCACAAUCCAUCGUGUCGCAUACUCCUACACCUCCACUCAUCCCACAACAACAUACACCACAGUCUCAACCUCAACAACAGCAUCCUCCUUCACAACCGCAGCCAGGAAGUAAGACUACGACCUUGUUAGAAAAUAUCAUAUCACAACUUUCUCCAGAACGAAAAGAAGAUUUCUUGGGAUUGUUCCGACAAUUACAGACCAAUUCAGUCAGUCCCGAACAAUUCUAUAUCCGAGCCAAAUCCAUGUUAGGUCAACAACAGUAUCAACAACUCGAAGAUUUGAAGAACAAACCAGGUCCUCAAGAUGGGAAAGAUACUGACAAGAAACGUGCUGCUGCUGCUGGUCCAAGCCAGCAGAAUAAUGCACACAUGGCAGGAUUAGUAACGCCACAAAUGAAACGAGCCAAAACCGAACAUAAUAAUAAUAAUAAUAACAGUAAUAAUAAUAAUAUACCACCCGGCAUGCCAAUGGGUCCACCACUGAGUACUCCCAUGAACCCUGCCAUGUUUAAACAGCAAGCACCAGUACAAAACAUUGCUGGUCUGCAAAUACCUCGGGCAGGUGGACCUACUGCACUUCCGGGACAAGCUACUACUACUACUACUACUGCUCCUGCCAAACCAUCAACAUCUACUCCUGCACCUGGACAAGCUGCCUCUGGUGAUCGGAUCGAUUACGAUACGCUUACGGAUGUGAUGGGUUAUGCGGGCGUCGAUUUAAGAGAAGAAGAGCAGCACUUUAUGAAGGAUGGCGAAAUGACAGGAGGUGUUUUACCCGAUGGUGUAGAUCGAUCCAAAACACAAGAGUUCAUGAAUCCUGAGCUAUUAAAAGAGCGUGUGCUCGAAUUAGCAAAACCAUUCGCACUUGGAAAACUCGACAGCGACUUUGUAUCGUACCUAGCGCUGGCUACGCAAGAACGUCUACGAGGCCUUGUCGAACACAUGGUCGUCGCAUCCAAACACCGAACCAUGUCACAACACGUCAGUGCACCACCGCCCGUGGACGAAAACGGCCAUCCACUCUACAAAGUCAUCGUGCAACAAGAUACCAAAAAACAGUUGUUAGCCAUUGAACGUGCCGAACGUGAAGAAGAGCAGAAGCGGAAGGAGGCCGUGGCUGAUAGGGAACGACGGUCGCAGAUGGGUAAAGACGGCGCAGGCGGUGAAGAAGGCCGGUCAAAGAGUAAAAAGAAGGACAAGGAGUCGGCACAGCAGCGCGGUGGUGCCGGUGGUCUCAAUGAUGGCUUGAACAAGAGCGGCAGCGUUGCGAGUGAGACGGCUUUGAUGAAGGCGAUUGGUGGUGUUCGCAAGAGUUGGAUGUUAGCAGGCAAUGCACGGGAUCAACAGGCAGGCGCUGCUCCCGGUGGAACAGGUUCACAACAAGCUGCUACUGCUAGCAGUGGUGGGGAUACAAGUGCACCAGGAACACCUGGCGCCGGUGGUGGUGGUGGUGAUGAUAGCGGACGUGGUCGUGGUCGACCGCGCGGCCGUAAGGCGGGCGAUGCCAAACGAGGCCGUGGUCGAGGUCGUGAUGUGGGUGGAUUGUUCUUACCUCCUUCAACCAUUGGACGACAUCGUCUCGGUGACCCGGCUUCACGCAAGAUCACGGUGCGAGACGCGUUGUUUGCUCUGGAACGCGAUUUCCAAGCUGCCGGUCGAGGAGGUGGCCAACGCACCUUGCUCAAAACUUACAACCAAUGGUUAAAAUAGGUAGUUUUUUCCCCCCCCCAAAGCAGUUCAUAUAAAAAAUAUAUAAAUAUAAAGUAC
Zychaea mexicana is the source of this 2338-nucleotide messenger RNA. RefSeq names its product transcription initiation factor TFIID component TAF4 family-domain-containing protein. Gene Ontology annotation, molecular function: RNA polymerase II general transcription initiation factor activity; DNA binding; protein heterodimerization activity. Lineage: Eukaryota; Fungi; Mucoromycota; Mucoromycetes; Mucorales; Lichtheimiaceae. The transcript has 7 exons. Gene Ontology annotation, cellular component: transcription factor TFIID complex. The record is from RefSeq and is a predicted model, not a curated record. Bases 20 to 2281 code for a protein of 753 amino acids. Gene Ontology annotation, biological process: transcription initiation at RNA polymerase II promoter.